CUUAUAUAGCAAUCGUGGAGGGUGAAAGAGAGAGAGAGAGAGAGAGAGAGAAACAGAGGCCAUUUCAUUUGACGAGCGAAAAGCGAACGAACAUAUCGUUCGUACUCUCUCGGGUUUUUGUCGUUUUACCUAUAAAUAGGGGCACACAGAAACGUUGAAAUUAGUUCUUUAGUGACUUUCGUGCUGUGCGUGUAUAAUAGUAUAGAACAGUGAAAAAUGACUGGUCGUGGUAAAGGAGGCAAAGGCUUGGGAAAGGGUGGCGCCAAGCGUCAUCGCAAAGUGCUGCGUGAUAACAUCCAAGGUAUCACGAAGCCUGCUAUCCGCCGUUUGGCCCGUCGAGGCGGUGUGAAGCGCAUAUCUGGACUCAUAUACGAGGAAACGCGUGGCGUUCUGAAGGUUUUCUUGGAGAACGUAAUUCGUGAUGCCGUGACCUACACGGAACACGCCAAGAGGAAGACAGUUACAGCCAUGGAUGUUGUGUACGCUCUGAAGAGGCAAGGCCGCACCCUCUACGGAUUUGGCGGUUAA
This is a messenger RNA of Drosophila melanogaster (fruit fly), 528 nucleotides long. RefSeq names its product histone H4. NCBI's taxonomy places the organism in Eukaryota, Metazoa, Arthropoda, Insecta, Diptera, Drosophilidae. The transcript has a single exon. The record is from RefSeq and is marked reviewed. The coding region runs from base 217 to 528 and encodes 103 amino acids. Gene Ontology annotation, molecular function: structural constituent of chromatin; DNA binding; protein heterodimerization activity. Gene Ontology annotation, cellular component: chromosome; nucleus; nucleosome.